Talpa occidentalis (Iberian mole) is the source of this 8173-nucleotide messenger RNA. It is a transcript of the gene CASP10, whose product is annotated as caspase 10. The record is from RefSeq and is a predicted model, not a curated record. NCBI's taxonomy places the organism in Eukaryota, Metazoa, Chordata, Mammalia, Eulipotyphla, Talpidae. Gene Ontology annotation, molecular function: protein binding; cysteine-type endopeptidase activity. Bases 1207 to 2634 code for a protein of 475 amino acids. Gene Ontology annotation, biological process: proteolysis; negative regulation of extrinsic apoptotic signaling pathway via death domain receptors. The transcript is spliced from 8 exons.
UAUUGUAUUGAAAAUUUUUGCCAAUUCAUUCCUUCUCUGAAUAGGGUGAAAUUUAGUGUAGAAAACACCAUAAACUGGUAAAUUGGUAGAAAACACCGAAUAUUUAGGUCAUUUACGACUUCCUACACUGAUUUGGUGGAAAUGAAUUAAACUCCAAGCAGAAAUCAUGCCGUUUCACCUUCACUUUGACUAGCUCCCACUGAGGACAUUUUGAUUUAGAAGAAAUCAGGGUAACUUGAGUUCCCAUAAAAACUCCAUUCAGACUUUCUAAAAGGUUACCUUGAGAGUGUUGGGGUUAAGUUUUCUGGACUUGCUCUUGAAUCCUAGAGCAAGUUAGGGUAAUUAGGCAGUUUUAGGGACAUUGCAGGAGGGAACCUCUGAAGAGUUUAGGAAGCCUUCAGAGAUAAGGGCAACAAGAGGAAUGUAAUUAAUUCCACUGGGAAUAAUAAACAUCCCAGGACCAAGGGCAACAUUGUUAACACUGGCCUUGGUUUCCCUCAGGUGAUAAAGGGAUGUGGAGUUUGGGGAAAUGGAGAGUGGUUUAAUUUAUGGACAAAUUAGGAGGGCAGCAGACUCAUGUCUGGUAGACCACCGUCCUCCCCUUUGUCUGAGCGCAGGGAAAUUUAUGCAAGGGGGAGAUGAGAAGGGGUCAGCACCAGUGGGCGCCAGCCUGUUUUUCUUCAAUAGCUGAUGUUUAACUUUCUCUUCCCUGGAAUGCAGGGGUGCUCAUCUGGGAGACUGGGCCAUAAAGAUAAAUCUGUCAAACAAGGGGGAAGGUGCAACAAAUGGGGAAAGACAAACCUGUUCCAUAAGGAAUGUGAAGAUCCCCCGCUCAGUAGCACAUUAAGUGAGACAGCCUAGAACUAACCAAUCACAAAAAGACUGGUGGAGCUUUAGAAUAAUGAGGGAAAGAAGGUAUAUAUUCCCUGAGACAGGACUCCACUUUGGCUUCUUUGCCCCUCCCAGGCCUGGUUUCAUGGGCUGGGAGUCCCACUUUAUUUGUUUCCUUUUCUCCUCACUAAACUUUUUCUUUCUCUAAACAAACCUGCCUCUUCUCGCUUGCUUGCCUGAGCGUCUGCGAAGUUCCUGCUGCUGCUUCGUGAGACACCAACCCGUGGCGGGUCUAGUGGCUGGGGCUCAGCGCUGCCCCUGCAGCCUGGGAUCCGUUCCUGGCUGGGAGACUAGGCCUGACAAUUCCGGCUGGUCAUGAUGUCUAAAGGUCAGACAUCUGUUUUGGAUAAUAGCUUUCGAAUGAAGCUUCUGAAGAUCGAUUCACAGCUGGAGGAGGAAGAAGUGGAACAUCUAAAGUUUCUCUGCCAAGUUUUUGUCUCCCCGAAGAAGCUAGAGAAUUGCAAGUCAGCCUUGAACAUUUUUGACCAUCUCUUGGCUGAGGAGUGCCUAAGUGAGGAAGAUCCCUUCUUCCUUGCAGAACUCCUGUAUACCAUCAAGCAGUUUUUGUUGCUGCGGCACCUUGACUACAGCAAAGAGCAAGUGGAGCAUUUGCUGCCCACUCGAAGGAGAAUUUCUCUGUUCAGAACCCUGCUAUAUGAACUAUCAGAAGAUAUCAACCAGGAGAACUUAGAGGAAAUGGUCUUCAUUCUGAAGGAUAUGAUUCCAAAAACCCCUAAGAGCUCUCUAAGUUUCCUGGCAUAUUUAGAGAAACAAGCUCUAAUAGAUGAAGACAAUCUGAACUUACUGGUGGAUCUCUUCAAAAACACUAAGCCUAUCCUUAUGAGAAAGAUAGAAAAAUAUAAAAAAGAGAAAGCCAACCAGGUUGUGAUAUCACCUAUAAAGGAAAGUGAGUCAUUGUAUCAAGGAAAUGAAGAACUCUUUUCUCCUUCAGAAAUUAAAAGCUUCUCCAAAGCCUUGCUGGAGGCAGAUGUGUAUAGGAUGGAUGGAAUAUUCAGAGGUCACUGUGUCAUUGUCAACAAUGAAACUUUUACUUCCCGGAAACCUAGACGAGGCACCUGUGCAGAUGCUGAGUUCCUGUCCCAUGUAUUUGAUUGGCUUGGGUUUGCCAUAGACAGAAGGGAUAAUGUGACUAAGGAAGAGCUCGAGGGUAUUCUGAAGAAAUACCAGCACUUUCCGGACCAUGCUAAGGGAGACUGCUUUGUGUUCUGUGUUCUGACCCAUGGGGAUCGUGGAAAAGUCUACACUUCAGAUGAGUUCCUCGUUGGCAUUGAGGAGAUCAUGUCUCAUUUCACACUUCAGCAGUGCCCUGAUCUGGCUGGCAAACCCAAACUCUUUUUCAUCCAGGCCUGUCAGGGUAAAGAGAAACAGCCUUCCUUACCCAUUGAGGCAGAUGCUAUAAAUCCUGAGCAGCUAAAUCCUGAACAUCUUUCCCAUCAGAAAUAUCUUCCCGAUUGGGUGGAUAUGCUUCUUGGCCUGUCUACUGUCCCUGGCUUUGUUUCUUAUCGGCAUGCAUAUACAGGCAGCUGGUAUAUUCAAUCUCUGUGUCAUCGUCUACAGGACAUGGUCCCAAGGCAUCGUGACAUCUUAACCAUCCUCACUGCUGUCAACAAAGAUGUGAGUGAAAAAGAGGAUUCACAAUCACCUGGAACAAAGAAACAAAUACCCCAGCCUUCUUUCACACUGCGUAAAAGACUAAUAUUCCCUGUUCCGCCCCAAAAGUAGAGAGUAGAGAAUUUUCAUCAACUUUUAGACUUGAAAAAAACAGCUCUUCCAGCCUCCUACCCAGCAUAAGAAUCAGUGACAGAUGUUAUCUACCUGUCAUUCUAGUAAUAGAAAAUGCCCAAUUUUCAGACACACCGUAUUUUGUUUUCUUUUCACCAGUGUAAAUGUUGCAACACUUUCUUUGUUGAAGCCUUGGGUUGUAGUCAUGUUUUUAGUUGUGCACCCAGAGGAAAAAAAUAAUUUGACCUUUAUUUGUACAUCUGUGAAGUAAAAAAUUAUGGCUAGGUACGUUUAUAGUUUCUUUUAGCUUUAGGAACUAUUAUCCUUAGCCUAGACUGAACCUCUUUGUAUGACCAUUCCUUGUUAGAACUUGGUCUCCUCUGCAUCCUCUUGUUUUGGACAUUGGAUGAUGACAAGGUCAUGGUUCUCUGACCUUCUCUCUGCUCUCCCCUUCCUAAGGGGGUUUCUUUAAUGCAAUGUAAGGGAGGUAUUCCUGCAGGCCAUCUCUUUUGGACUGGGAGCAGUGUUGGCUCUAGGAAAGUGACAGUUCAAUGUGAAGAGAGGCACAUGCGGCUACUCUGGGAGCAGAAAUGUUACAAACUGAUAUCAAAUUCCACAUUAAUCAGAAGCUUUUGGAUGCCAGUGAUGGACUAUUCGGUUCUAACCAACUAAAACAAAGAAGGGGACGUAUUGCCUCUUUCGCCCGUAGGUGCACGGAAUGGUGGUGUCAGCUCCAGGUGAGGCUUGGACCAGGACUUUGUAGUGCUGUGUCUCUUUCUCUCGGUCAGCUGUCCUCUGGGUUGGCAGCUGCAGGUACUGAUGACAGACAAAGCCCCCACUUUGUCAUUAACCUGGUCUGCUCCUCUGGCCCAAAGAACAAAGAGAAAGGUAUUUUGAAGUGAAUGUCCUCUGUCCUUCACCAGAGGUGUGUCUUGUGCACUAUGCCUUGUGAAGGGAGUGCCUUUUUAUAGAAGCCUUACUACUUUUUAAAUUAAGGUUUUGAACAGCUUUAUGUUCUUUUUCAAUUUCAAGAGGAAGUAGUUUUCUUUUUUAAUUCCUAGAAGAAGGUCUAUUAAAAGUCCUUUGGUUAGUACUUUCAUUGUAGAUGAGGAAAUGGAGGCUUGAGAAGCAAAUCAAUUUGCUAGAGUCCACUGACCAGUUACUGUUCACAGGAUUGUAUUUCCCACUCAAGUGAACUAGACAUACAAGAACUUUGUGAACAUUUCUUGGGAUAUGCAGGUGCUCAUGGAAGAUAACAAAGAAUAAGGAAAAAUAACUGAGUAGUGCCAGAUUUUAUUACUAUUUCUGUGAAAGUUAAUUUAUGGUAAAUUUACUAUGAGAAAUAUUUAUAGCAACCUUGUUAUAAUAUAACUAGUAAUUACAUGGGUUUGAACAGAGCUUGACCAAGGAGAGUAAUCUAAUACAUAUGUCAGGAAAUCUUCAACCAUUGUUCAUAUAAAGGCAAAGCUUGUGGUUUGUCCAGUUGGAUAUACACAACUUUUGGCCAACAUCGUCUGCAAUUGAAAGAUAGUAUGGUGCAAAGGAAAGAGCAAAGGAUCAGGAAAUAGACACCUUGGGUUUCUAUUUUGUCCUAGGAUUCCUUUGGUUUGAGACUCUAGCUCAAGUUAGCUUUUAGAGCUUUAUCUGUAAGGUAGAGAGAAUAUACAUUUUUAAUGUAAUAGCUAUUGACAGUGUGUUUUCUUUAAAAAGUAUUUUAUUAUUUUUACUGAGGUAACAUUGGUUUACAACAUGAUUUGCACCUCUUCAGAUGCAUGUUAUGAUUACAUGCACCUCUUCAGAUGCAUAUUACCUCACCACACCCACCACCAAAGCACCCACAAUCCUCCACCAUGAUCCAUUGUAUCCCCUUCCCUCUUUGCUGACCUUUCCCUCCCCUCUCCUUCUGGCAGCUGCAGCUCUGCAGUCAGAUUUCUAGUGUUUGUUUUGGUGUAGUUUUUCUUUUCCUUUGUUCUGUUGUAAAUGGCAAGAUUUCAUCUUUUCUUUUCCUUUGUUCUGUUGUAAAUGGCAAGAUUUCAUCUUUAAAAAAAACAGCUGAAUAGUAUUCCAUUGUGUAAUAUAACACCUUUAUCCAGUCCUCUAUCCUUGGGCCCUUAGGCUGUUUCCAUAAUGAGGCUGUUGUAACUAGUGUUGCAAUGAACACAGGAGCGCACUUAGCCCUUCAAAUAUGUUCAGGUAGUUCAAAUGCCUUCAGGUAGUUACCAAGGAAUGGAAUUUCUAGAUCCCUUGGUGGGUCUAUUUUUAAUAUUUUGAGGAACCUCCAUACUGUUUUCCAUAAGGACCGGACCAGUCUACCUUCCACCAAAAGUAUAUGAAGGUUCUUUUUCUCCACAUCCUUCCCAAUACUUGAUUUUUCUGCUUGUUUGUUUUUUUUUUAAUCUGGGCCACAGCACUAAGGUAGUACCUCACUGUGGUUUUACUUUGCAUUUUCCUGAUGAUGAUAAUGAGCAUUUUUUUUUUCAUGUUUCUGUUGACCAUGUCUCUACAUCUCUAAAGUAGAGGGAGUAUCAUCUAUGAAUCUAUGGGGAGGAUUAAUAUCUAAUUGUUGUGAGAUGUGCGAGAACUUUAGGAGGUAGCAUGUUCUGGUUGUAACCUGAAUGGAAAGAGCAGAGUUUGAAUUCUUUUGCUUUUAAUUCCAGCUGACUUUUAGUUGCAAAUUAACACUAGCAAUACCCAAUGACAUCCUGUGAGUGAGGACCUGCUUCUUCCCUGACUGGUUCAUACAGUAUCUCCAGCAGCAAGACUCUUGGCUGUAAGUCCAUGGACCAAGUACUGCUGGUGAACUAACUCCCCUUCAUCAGAAACAUUGAGGGCUUGGUGUUUAAGUCCUGGGUCUGUGGUCUGGUUCUUAUUUCUGUGUUUCUGGAGACUCCAGGAAUUGUGUUUUCAGAAGCCUUCAGCAAGCUCUGUAGGAGUCAUUAGAUUUCAUGCCUGUGAUUCACAGGUUAAUACAGACGAUACCAGGAAGCAGUCAUCCUGAGCUCAUUUCUCCUAGAUUGAGGGUAUACACUUGGUAUACACUUGUCCCUGGUCUGCAAUUGCUCUGUGUGUGUGUGUGUGUGUGUGUAAAAGAGAGAGAGAGAGAGAGAGAGAACAAAGGACAUGAUUUGCUCACAGCAAUUUGGCGGUGGCUACAGCCAUUUUUCUGUCCAGACAUUUACAAAGGAAAUGGGCAGAUUGAGUGAGGUUUCCAUCUAUUUGCUUAUUUUGCUUACCUUACAAGCACUGCAGUUAUUACUAUUAUUUUAAAUAGAAAUAGAUAUAAGGAAAAGUUUAUUAAGAAGAAAAGGAACAGAAACAAAGUGGGACUUCCAGGCUGUGGAACCAGGCCAGGGAGAGGUAAGGAAGCCUGAAGUAAUUUUUUUUUUCUUUUCUUUCUCUGAAUUUGGCUUCUACCAAACAGAAUGAAGGGCAUGCAAAUAUUGAUAAAGUAUUAUGUAAUUGUUAAUUAUUUAAUACUGAUAAUAUUGGUGUUUAUUAUUACGCUGUUAGUUACCAUAGCAUUCUGCUUCAGGAACUCACCUUAGUGGUGGGCAGGGUUGAUGCUAUAGGAUUUCCCUUAGCAAUGCAUUAUAGUCUGCCAAUACUCAGGUAAUUUAAAUAUCUGUGCAACUGGUAUAGUGUGGAUACUGAUCAAUCAGAGCAGACACUGACUAGUCUAGCACAAAGGUGGAUUCUGCUUCAUAGGUGCUCUUUACUAGUGAUCAAAUCUCUGUUGAAUCAGAUUAGGAGUUUACCUUAUUUUAUAAAUAACUUUGGUGCUGUAUUUGAUUCACAAAAUCCACCAGGUCAGAUACUUUCUGAAUUAUCUAGUCAGGUUGUCCUCAAACUGUAAUGCUUGGUUUCUUAGGUGUUUGUGAACUUAUCCUCAGCAUGUGAGACCUCCACCUUCAUUGUUAAAAGUUGUAAUUCUUUUUGGUGAAGAUCUUUAAAGUUAAUAGAAGUUCAUCCUGGCUUUCUGUGGGAGCACGUUGCGACUCACCUGCUGUGCUCCCAUCCUGUUAUUCAUGGAAAGUGAUGAACUUUACAAUGAACUUAAAAAAAAAGAUUUAUUUUUAUUUUAUUUAUGCAUAGAAGAACUGGGGUGUAGGUCACAGGUACAGAGGGUAAGAGGAUUCACCAGAGACAGAGUGGGGAGCAGAACAGGCAGAUGUGCUGAAAUACUCUCCUAAGGAGAGCAGCAGGAGAGACAGGAGAGGUCUGCUGCGCCAUAUGUGGGUUAGCAACCUCACCAGGGGUUGAACUCAUGCAGCAGUGGCUGUCGAUAGCUUGAUAGUGCUGAGACUUUAAACCCUGCACCACCAGGGAGUCCCUUUACAAUGAACUUUUUAAUGUAGCUGCAUAAGGGUCUGUGGCUAGAGGACCUCAGAUUUCUUGUCAGAUUCCAGAGGUUAAUGUACUUGAAACCUCUAGUCCACUCUUUCAUCCCAUGAUAGACUCCUAUUUCACCAUGCCUCACCUCUGUUUAACGCUUCCAGUGGAGGUGGUGCACACUACAGUCAGCGUUUGGGAUUUGGGAGCUUAUCAGGAUCCCAGAGACCCUGUGCCCAGCUUUCAGAGUGCUAAGUGACUUACAACUUUUAGUGGCGAGUUUUCGAUCCUGCUGCUUGGUUUCACUUCUGCAGAACUUUACUUAAAACUUGAACCUAUUUAAAACCAUUGGUUCUCAUCCUAAAUUCUGGAGUCAUAGCAAACAAAUGUCACUAUCCUCCCAGUGAUGUAUAUAUUGCUUGUGACAAGUUAUUUCACUUUUUCACUUGGUAGGUUCUGGGUCUUGCCUGAAGACUGCAGUUUGCUUUUUAAGGUGUUAAGAAUGAAUGACACACUUUUAUCUGAAAGUGAAACCUUUGUAAAAAAAAAAAAAUUGUAAAAAAGAAGAACUCAUUUGACAUUACAAGUGACCAUUUCUUAAUGUAACUUUUGCAUAUAUGAAUUUUUGUAAGUUUUGUUAUUUAUUUUUCAUUGAGAUAGCAUCAUUGUUUGUGUUUUAAAAGUAUAGGAUCUCCCCCCUUAGGUGUUGUUACCACACUGCACCCACCACCAAACCCCCCUCAGUCCAAAACACCCAUCACCAUGGCCCACUGUAAGCCCUUCCCACUUUGUCCUCACCUCACCUUCUCCCACUCCCCAACUGGCAGCCUUAAUUCUGAGAGGGUUUUUCUAUUAAAAAUAAAUUAUAUUGAUUUUUUUACUUUUGAAAUUAAAUUUUGAAUAGAUAAUAUAUUUACAUUGUUCAUAGAUAAGAAAAUAGGCCUAGUUCUCUUACCUCCUUGUUUCAUAAUGAUUUCAGGGUUUCACAAUGUAAAUGUAAAUGCAACAAAUAUAAAUAUGUAUAUAUUUUAAAAUAGGUAUUUCUUGAAACAAAAUACAUACACUGCAAACACAUCUCUCACUUGGUCUCAUUUUAACUGAUUCAAUAAGAUGCUUGGGAAAUACUGAUACGAUUCUGUGAAGGUAACAACUAUGAGUUUUGUGGACUGGGUGCUUGUGAAUAAUAGUGAUUGACUUACAAUUCUCUGAC